Aspergillus puulaauensis is the source of this 828-nucleotide messenger RNA. It is a transcript of the gene MIA40, whose product is annotated as coiled-coil-helix-coiled-coil-helix domain-containing protein. The coding region runs from base 1 to 828 and encodes 275 amino acids. Gene Ontology annotation, biological process: protein import into mitochondrial intermembrane space. Gene Ontology annotation, cellular component: mitochondrial intermembrane space. The record is from RefSeq and is a predicted model, not a curated record. NCBI's taxonomy places the organism in Eukaryota, Fungi, Ascomycota, Eurotiomycetes, Eurotiales, Aspergillaceae. The transcript has 3 exons. Gene Ontology annotation, molecular function: protein-disulfide reductase activity.
AUGUUCCGUCCCGCAUCUAGGGCGCUCCUUCGCGCACCAGCUGUUGCGCGCGGCCCGACUCGCCGAUUUAUAAGCACGACACCAACAGGAACAAAGUCAAGAAGCUGGAAGAAUACCUUUGUACGGGUGGGAUUGGCCGCCGGAGCUAUCUACUACUACAACACGAGCAGUGUAUUCGCGGAGACCCCAUCGCUCUCCUUACGCUCCAAGCCCCAAGCCAAGCCUGAAGAUGAGAAGUCUCUGCCCACGCUCGACUCCGUGAAGCCCAAGUCGCGCAAAGAGGAGGCCCGCUCCGCACCCGGCGAGGCUGUGACCGAUGCCACCUCCGCGCCCGCACCAACGUCAGACAACAAUGAGUUGAAGUCCGCUGAAGAGCUCGAGCAAGAAGCUAGCCAGGAGGCCGCGUUCAACCCGGAUACCGGCGAGAUCAACUGGGACUGCCCUUGUCUCGGCGGAAUGGCCUACGGCCCUUGCGGGGAGGAUUUCAGAGCUGCGUUCAGCUGCUUCGUUUACUCGGAAGAAGACCCCAAGGGAAUUGACUGCAUUGAUAAGUUCAAGGCCAUGCAAGAUUGCUUCCGACAGCACCCUGACGUCUACGGCGCGGAACUCGAAGAUGACGACGAGCCCAGUGCCGAGCCUAAGGCUGAGCAACCGCAAGCUACACAGGCUGACGCCUCCGCCGCCCCCGAUGAGAAGCGCGAAGUCGCCAAGCAGGCCCGUGACCAGGUAAAAUCUGCCGGCGAGGUGGCCGAAGCCGACGAGGUCAUCCCGAAGGCCUGGCAUGAGUCAGAAGGCGAGAAGAAGCCCGAGCAGCAGACGGAAAAAUAA